Messenger RNA from Danio aesculapii, 4332 nucleotides. It is a transcript of the gene atp2c1, whose product is annotated as ATPase secretory pathway Ca2+ transporting 1. NCBI's taxonomy places the organism in Eukaryota, Metazoa, Chordata, Actinopteri, Cypriniformes, Danionidae. Gene Ontology annotation, cellular component: endoplasmic reticulum; plasma membrane; Golgi membrane. Gene Ontology annotation, biological process: intracellular calcium ion homeostasis; calcium ion transmembrane transport; manganese ion transport. The record is from RefSeq and is a predicted model, not a curated record. The transcript is spliced from 27 exons. Gene Ontology annotation, molecular function: ATP hydrolysis activity; P-type calcium transporter activity; ATP binding. The coding region runs from base 43 to 2811 and encodes 922 amino acids.
CAUCAGCGGCCGUCAGACAGAUGCAACGAAAGCUGACGGAAGAUGCAAAAGAAAAAGGACCCGCUGCUUGUCGAGUGUCAACCCGACAGUAAAAAUGAGACCAUGGUUCCGGUUCUGACCUCGAAGAAAGCCAGUGAACUACCUGUGAACGAGGUUGCCUGUGCACUGCAGGCUGACCUGCAGUUUGGUCUUAACCGGGAGGAGGUUGAACAACGCCGCACAUACCACGGUUGGAAUGAGUUCGACAUCAGCGAAGAUGAACCACUCUGGAAAAAAUAUCUCUCUCAGUUUAAAGACCCACUCAUCCUGUUGCUGCUGUCGUCUGCUGUUAUUAGUGUGCUGAUGCGACAGUUUGACGAUGCCGUCAGUAUCACCGUGGCCAUUAUUAUCGUUGUUACAGUUGCCUUUGUACAGGAAUACCGCUCAGAAAAAUCCCUGGAGGAGCUUGGCAAACUCGUGCCUCCAGAAUGUCAUUGUAUUCGAGAAGGACAUCUGGAGCACCUGCUGGCACGAGAGCUUGUACCCGGAGACACCGUCUGUCUGUCAGUCGGAGAGAGAGUCCCAGCUGACCUGCGCCUGUUCGAGUCCACAGAUCUUGCAGUUGACGAGUCCAGUUUGACAGGUGAAACAACCCCCUGCACCAAGACCUCUGCCCCUCAACCGGCUGCCACCAAUGGCGAUAUCGCGUCCCGCAGUAACAUUGCCUUCAUGGGGACGCUGGUGCGCUGUGGGAAAGCCAAGGGCAUUGUUAUAGGCACUGGAGAAGAUUCAGAAUUUGGCGAAGUGUUUAAAAUGAUGCAAGCGGAAGAGGCUCCUAAAACCCCAUUACAGAAAAGCAUGGAUUUGCUGGGAAAACAGCUCUCCCUUUAUUCCCUGGGGAUAAUCGGGGUGAUUAUGUUUGUCGGGUGGCUUCAGGGAAAGUAUAUUCUGGACAUGUUCACCAUAGGUGUCAGCCUGGCCGUGGCUGCAAUCCCAGAAGGCCUUCCCAUCGUGGUGACGGUGACUUUGGCAUUAGGAGUGAUGAGGAUGGUGAAGAAAAGGGCGAUUGUUAAGAAAUUACCCAUAGUGGAGACGCUAAGCUGCUGUAAUGUGAUCUGCUCAGAUAAAACAGGCACUCUCACUAAAAAUGAGAUGACAGUCACUCAUCUGUUCACCUCUGAUGGGCAACACGCUGAGGUCACUGGCAUCGGGUACAACAACUCUGGAGAGAUUUUAAUGGAUGGAGAAGUGGUGCAUGGCAUCUCCAACACCUCCAUCAGCAAGAUCGUGGAGGUUGGCUGUGUGUGCAAUGAUGCCAUGAUCAGACACAAUACCCUGAUGGGCCGUCCCACCGAAGGCGCACUCAUCGCACUGGCUAUGAAGAUGGGUUUGGAGGGGCUGCAGCACGAGUUUGUGAGACUGGAGGAGAUACCCUUCACUUCAGAGCAGAAGUGGAUGGCAGUCCGUGUUGUUCAUCGCACUCAGAAGGAUAAGCCUGGCUUGUUCUAUGUAAAGGGCGCCUAUGAGCAGGUCAUCCGCUUCUGUACAUCCUACAACAGCAAAGGUGUCUCUAUGCCUCUGAACAAUCAGCAGAGAGACAUUUACCAACAGCAGAAGAGCUACAUGGGCUCUGGCGGUCUCAGAGUGCUGGCGUUUGCUUCUGGAUCUGAGAUGGGCUCUCUUACCUUCCUGGGGCUGGUGGGCAUCAUCGACCCUCCGAGAGCGGGAGUGAAGGAGGCGGUGGCCACGCUGAUCAGCACUGGAGUGGCUGUGAAGAUGGUCACUGGUGAUUCAGAAGAGACGGCGGUGGCAAUUGCCAGUCGACUGGGCCUCUACACCAAAGGCUCGCAGUGUUUGUCUGGAGAUGAAAUUGACCAGAUGGACAUCCAGCAUCUCUCACAGAUAGUGCACAGGAUAGUUGUGUUCUACAGAGCCAGUCCUAGACACAAGUUAAAGAUAGUCAAGUCUUUACAGAACAUCGGUGCGGUUGUGGCCAUGACGGGAGACGGUGUUAAUGAUGCAGUGGCUCUGAAGGCAGCAGACAUCGGCGUGGCAAUGGGUCAAACUGGCACCGAUGUGUGCAAAGAGGCAGCAGACAUGAUCCUGGUGGACGACGACUUCCAGACUAUCUUGUCUGCCAUCGAAGAAGGGAAAGGGAUUUACAACAACAUUAAGAACUUUGUGCGCUUUCAGUUGAGCACGAGCAUUGCUGCCCUCACCCUCAUCUCGCUGGCGACGCUUUUGAACUUCCCCACCCCUCUGAAUGCCAUGCAAAUCCUCUGGAUCAACAUCAUCAUGGACGGCCCGCCAGCCCAGAGUUUGGGAGUAGAGCCUGUGGACUGGGACGUGAUCAGGAAACCCCCUCGAAACGUCCGGGACAGCAUCAUCACACGCAGUCUGAUAGUGAAAAUCCUGGUGUCGGCCUUCAUCAUCGUCUGCGGGACGCUGUUUGUGUUCUGGAGAGAACUGCGGGACAAUGAGAUCACUCCACGGGACACCACCAUGACGUUCACCUGUUUUGUGUUCUUCGACAUGUUCAACGCGCUCAGUUCCAGAUCACAGACGCGGAUGGUGCAUGAGAUGGGCUUAUGCAGUAACCGGAUGUUUUGCUAUGCUGUUCUGGGCUCCAUCAUGGGCCAGCUGCUGGUCAUCUACUUCCCUCCACUGCAGAGUGUCUUUCAAACGGAGAGCCUCAGCAUUUUAGAUCUGCUGUUACUAUUGGCCCUCACGUCCUCUGUGUGCGUGGUGUCUGAGAUCAUAAAGAAAAUAGAGAGACUCCGAUGUGGCAGCGAAAAAACGUCAGACAUGGACAGUGAGUUCCAUGACGUAUGACACACAUUGUGUCCCUCUCAGGCUGGGGCGCGUGCUGUGGAAUAUGGCUUGGACAGCUCUCAAACCAUAUAAACAGUUCGGAGCAACUAGUCUGGUCCCACUUGUACGUACAGGUCCUACUUUAAGGUGGAGACCAGCAGCUGAUGGUGGAGCAGUGGCCUGGUCCUGGCUGAAAUGGCAUCUCUGACACGCUUUAGUGGAGAUGUUGUGGUGUGCUGCUUUAAGACUGUACUACUACCCAUAGCAUCUGGGCCAACUUCUUUAUUUAUGAGAUACUGUAUCUGUCCAUACAGUGGCUGUCUUGAUUUCAUGAUUGAAGGGAUUUAUUUUUUAACAUUAUUAGUAUUCUAUUAAAAUGAUUUUGUGUCUUUUACAUCUUCUGUUGAAACAUUUCUGGUUAGAGGUUUGUGGAACAAUAUGGAUUAUGCCUUUUUGCAUUCCAGUUUUCCAAAUUAUGCUUGAAUAAUCAUCACUUUUGCUUUCGGAGAAGGUUGUGUGCUCUUAAAGGGAUAGUUCACCCUAAAAUGAAAAUGUGCUUGACCUCAAGUGGUUCCAAAUCUCUUUUUUCCCCUGUUGGAACAGAAAAGAAGAUAUUCUGAAGAAUGUUGGAAACGGGUAGUCAUUGACAAUCAUAAUAGGAAAUAAAAUUCUGUGGAAGUCAGUGACUUACAACAUUCUCCGAUGUAUCUUCUUUUGUGUUAAAGGGAUAGUUCACCCAAAAAUGAGAAUUACUUCAUCGUUUACUCUCCCUCAUGUGAUUUGAAAUUUGUAUGAGUUUCUUCUGUUAAUCAGAAAAGAUGUUUUGAAAAAUGUUGAUGGAUGACUUUCAUAGUAAUUUUUUUCCUACUGAAAUCAAUGGGUACCAAUAACCAACAUUCUACAAAAUAUCCCAAAAAUGAAAAUGUGCUUGCCCUAAGUGGUUCCAUAUCUUUUUUUCUUCAUAGAAACAGAAAAGAAGAUAUUCUGAAGAAUGUUGGAAACCGGUAGUCAUUGACAAUCAUAAUAGGAAAUAAAAUUCUGUGGAAGUCAAUGGCGUCCAACAUUUUCCGAUGUAUCUUCUUUUGUGUUAAAGGGAUAGUUCACCCAAAAAUGAUAAUUACUUCAUCUACUCUCCCAUAUGCAGUUGAAAAUUUGUAUGAGUUUCUUUCUUCAUUUAAUCAGAAAAGAAAAUAUUUUGAAGAAUGUUGGUUGAUUAUACUCAUUGACUUCUAUAGUAUUUUUUUUCCUGCAGUUGAAGUCAUUGGGUACCAUCAACCAACAUUCUACAAAAUAUCCCAAAAAUGAAAAUGUGCUUGCCCUUAAGUGGUUCUAAAUCUCCCCCCUCUCCCCAUUGAAACAGAAAAGAAGAUAUUCUGAAGAAUGUUGGUUGACUCUACCCAUUGACUUCUAUAGUAAUUUGUUUUCCUGCAAUUGAAGUCAAUGGGUACCAUCAACCAACAUUCUUCAAAAUAUCCCAAAAAUGAAAAUGUGCUUGCCCUUAAGUGGUUCUAAAUCCUCCCCCCUAUUGAAACACAAAGAAGA